Molecule: messenger RNA, 459 nt
Organism: Prorocentrum cordatum
Lineage: Eukaryota; Dinophyceae; Prorocentrales; Prorocentraceae
Source: the annotation of a GenBank genome assembly
AUGGAAAGGUGCUUCGGCGGCGGCCCUGGCCUGCACCCAAAGUACGAGCUGUGCUGUACCUGCCAGAACCACCUCCUGGCCCGUGACGAGAGGAGCCAGGACGCCGCGUGCUUCCCACCGCCCCUCAGCUUCGAGGCCUGCUGCGUGUUCUACGGGCCCGCCGAGCGGCUCCCGUACCUCCCGUGCUGGAGGCUGCGCGGAGAGGCGGUGCGGCGCGUCGCCGUGGAGCUCGGCGGCCGGGCCUGGGCGCUGCCGCAGGAGCCGGAGCCUCCGUUCCAGAACGAGGGCGUCAUGGACGCGGUGCUCUGGCCGUCCGCGUACGCCCUCGGCGCGUGGCUGGCCCAGCAGCCGCCCUCGGCGCUGCAGGGCCGCCGCGCCAUCGAGCUCGGAGCCGGCCUCGCUCUGCCCUCCAUCUCGGAGGGCGCCGGGCAGGCUCCCAGGACGAGGUUCGGAGGUUGA